AUGGAGAAGAUGGCGAUAAGUACAUUUGGGCUCCGGAUGGCAAUGAGACUCUCCCGCUCAUCGUCUAAAGACAAAACAAAGGACGAAUCAUUCUCCAGGAAGCAAAUGAGUGAUACACACGGCAAUGCAUUCCUACUCAUUGGCAUAGCAAUGGCCACGAAUGUGAAUACAAGUCUACUCACUGAAAAGGUCUUUAGGUGCCAGAACUUUGCCAACAAGUGUCUGGUGGUCUACAUGUUCUUUGUCCUAGUGGCAUCAUUCGUGGCUCUAUUCCUCUGCGAGUUGGACUUUUCGACCAUGGUAUUGAGUGUGUGGUUGUUAGUGGCGUCUCACUCGAUGCAUGUACUUGUGGGCAUGUUUGGUAAUGGUUUAAUGGCCCGUAACAUCUUCAUCCUGGGCUAUGGGUUUAACGGAGCGUUGGAGGCACUCAUUUGUUUCUCGGGUGCUGGCGUCAUCUCUAAACUAUUUCUCAAUUCAACCUACUCGAUGAUCUACACGGGGUUCCCCGCCGGCUCCAUUUUUUUGGGAACCACCCAGACUAUACUGAACCGUGCGGUUGGAACCAGUACAAUUUCUCAAAUGAGAAAGAACCUGGUCCUGUGCCACGGGUUUCAUGCCGUUCUGACGUCUAUUGGAUCCCUAUGGGUCACAUUCUUGUAUAUUAAAUAUAGAAAAUACACCAAAGAGGCUGAAGAGAAACAGGGUGAUCUAUCGAUUAGCCAAAGAUUCCUCAAAAGUAUCAGUGAUUUUUCAUAUGCAAAAUUCUACUACACGCGGUUCAUGGUCAUUGUCCUUGCCUACUCUCUGAGAUUCUUCUUCUUUCCUUGUCUCAUCCCAUUUGUAAUGGAUAUUCCAGACCAUAUCAAGCUCAUAUGUUCUCUCUCACUCAUUCUUUCAGAGUUCAUAUCAAAGCUAAACACUGUGGGUGUCAACGAGAGUAUAAAUCCGUCAGAGAAGGACCCGUCCCAGUCUCAUGCAAUGUUCUUGUUUACUAGGGACAGAUACAUACACUUUAUGCUCACCGCCAUCCUUUCCUCAUCUUGCUUUAUUCUGUGGUCCUCUUUGACUGGCAGGUAUCACUUUUCACAGUCACCCAUAUUCAUCUUUUGCUUUAUCGUAAUGAUGGGAAUAUCAUAUGGUUACUUGUCAACCAGGUCCAUUAACGGCUGUAAGCCUGUGCUAGACUAUUACACUAAACAGUUUGAUAAGGAGGGAAAGCCUAUGGUAAGUGAUGAAAUUGCCAAUGGUUCUGGAGUCUCAGACGUCGCCACCCUGACCAUGAACCUGAGCAUUCUGACAGCCUCCCUUAUAUCAAACGUGGCUGAAACAAUUAUAAUAAGACACAAAAAUUCUAGAGCCUACAUUAUCAACAAUAGUAAAGGAGAUUUGUCCAUUAAAGCUGUGGAUGCUCUACUAAUGCAGUUUAAAUCCUAG
Molecule: messenger RNA, 1434 nt
Organism: Theileria equi strain WA
Lineage: Eukaryota; Apicomplexa; Aconoidasida; Piroplasmida; Theileriidae
Exons: 1
Coding region: 1-1434 (477 amino acids)
Source: RefSeq, a predicted model, not a curated record